Molecule: messenger RNA, 1887 nt
Organism: Diaporthe citri
Lineage: Eukaryota; Fungi; Ascomycota; Sordariomycetes; Diaporthales; Diaporthaceae
Exons: 3
Coding region: 1-1887 (628 amino acids)
Biological process (GO): box C/D sno(s)RNA 3'-end processing; rRNA methylation
Cellular component (GO): box C/D methylation guide snoRNP complex; small-subunit processome
Molecular function (GO): RNA binding; rRNA methyltransferase activity; histone H2AQ104 methyltransferase activity
Source: RefSeq, a predicted model, not a curated record
AUGGCCCCAAACUAUGGCCCUGGCGCCCUGGCCCAGCAUGGCCAGCAGGCGCCAUUGAACCCGACCUCCAUGAGCAGGUGGUCCGUCUCUGCAAACCAGCUGCCCCCCGUUGAAGAGAUCAGGUCGCUACACGUCUACGAUUUCGACAACACACUGUUCAAGACCCCCUUACCCAACCAGAAGCUAUGGAAUGGAAUGACAAUAGGUCUCCUCUCCAAUCAGGACGCCUUCGCCAACGGCGGAUGGUGGCACGACUCGCGCAUCCUCGAGGCAACAGGCGAGGGCAUCGAGAAGGAGGAGCCGCGCGCCUGGGACGGCUGGUGGAACGAGAAGAUUGUGGAGCUCGUGAAGCUGAGCAUAAGGCAGAAGGACGCGCUGUGCGUGCUGCUGACGGGCCGGUCCGAGUCUGGCUUUGGCGAGUUGGUCAAGCGCAUCGCCGCGUCGAGAGGUCUGGAUUUCGAUAUGGUUUCGCUCAAGCCCGCCGUCGGCCCCAACAACGAGCGGUUCAACUCCACAAUGCACUUCAAGCAGGUCUUCCUGCGGAAUCUCAUGGAGACGUAUAAGACCGCCGAAGAGAUCAGGAUCUACGAGGACCGUGUGAAGCACGUCAGGGACUUCCGGGACUUCUUUCAGGAGUACAACAAGAGACUGCAGAUCGCUGGGCCGGGGGCUGCGAGGAGCCCCAUACUCGCCGAGGUCAUCGAGGUCGCAGAUAUGUCCACGAAUCUCGAUCCGGUGGUGGAGAUUGCCGAGGUGCAGAAGCUGAUCAAUGACCACAACGACACAGCGAUGAGCCGGACGAAGGCGCGCGAGAAGCUAGUCAUGAAGAAGACGGUCUUCUUCACGGGGUACAUGAUCGAUCAGGCAGAUACCAAGAGGCUGCUUACUCUGGCGCAGAUCCCCCUGGGAGUGCCGGCCCAGGACCUGAAAUACCACGCCAACAACAUCAUGAUCUGCCCGCGGCCUUGUCCGGCUAGCAUUCUGGAGAAGGUAGGCGGUAUGGGCAGCAAGAUGAAGUGGGUGGUCACAGGGACAGCCUGCCAUGAGAAUAGCAUAUGGGCUGCGUGCUUGAGGCCUGUGCCCAGCACCGCAAAAUUCCAUACCGACAAUCCCAGCCCGCUCGUGGUCCUAGCACUGCGAAAAGGCGCCAAACCCAUUGAUGCUGCCAAGAUCAAGAACUGGCAACCUGUGCCGCCCGACAAGGCCUUCGAGUUCGAGACGACCGUCAACGAGAAGGUGCUUUUGAGGAUCGAGCCCGAGGACCCUAGUGAGAAUGCCUACGAGAGCCUGUUCCCCAAUAAGACAUCCAAGAGGAAGUACGCCGGCGACGAUUCUCCAAGUGACCGGGGAGGCGGCCACUUCAACCAACGCAGGGAGCAUUUCAACAACAACAACAACAACAAUAACAACAACCACGGCGGUGGAAAAGGCCGAACGGCAUUCGGCCAAUUCCGUGGCGGUGGCGGCGGCUAUCGCGGGGGACAGGGUCCCAAGGGCGGACGGGGCGGUGCACGCGGCCGCGGAGGUCGCGGAGGGCGAGGUAACCACUACCGCUCCCUGGACGACGUCGGCACGCGCGAAUUCAGUGUCGGAGUUCCAACCAUCCAUGGAGAUGAGAACAAGGAGAGCGAACCCCAACAACAACAAUCUCCCAUCGAAAUCCCCCAUGAGGGCAACAGGGACACCAAUAUCCUGACCGCGGUCAAGGUGACUCGUGUAGAGCGCGUCGAGGUCAUAGACUCCAGUGCCGCUCGGCCUGCCUUGCCCCUUGCCCCGCCCUCGCGAUACCCGAAGGCCCCGUGGAGCCGUGCUUCCUGGGCGUCCAGACACGUCGACAACAUGCUCGACAACGUCCCCGAGGCGGCGGACCUGCUGGGCUUCUACUGA